GCAUUCCAUUUAAAAAAAAAAAAAAAAUCUUAUUUUCCAUUUUGAUUUCAUGCCGACUUUAAAAGACAUGCUGCCUUGUUUGUUUUGAGAAGUCUUAUAAUACUAAUAUUAAAAAAAGACAAUAUUGCCAUAAAGCAUGCUGCUGCUCUUAUAGAAACAAUAAAUCAAUUGGUUCUUAUAAAUAAUGAUACAUUUGUCAUGGAAUUUUAUUUUGCUAUUAUUUCCUAAUAAUAACAAUGUUAACGAAUCAUAAAACAACAACAAUGAGAUAAUCAAUGACAAUCUGAACUCAACCAUUCUUUUGUUUUCAAUUAAAGACAUUUACAGCCAAGAAUACAGUAAAUACUUUGUGUUGCCAUCCAGAACAUGUAAACCAUUGGUCUCAAAUGCAAUUCCUGGAGGGCCACAGCUCUGCACGUUUUAGCUCCAACCCUAAUCAAAGACACCUGAUCCAGCUAAUCAAGGUCUUCAGGCUCACUAGAAAGUGUCACUUUUUGUGUAUAUAGAAUUUAUACUAAAAACAAAUUAACUGGUAAUAGUUCACUCACAUUUAACAACCAGUUAUAUGCAGCUUUAAAUAGUUUGGGAAGAUUCAGCCCCUCACACAUACUGUCCCCUCCAGAGUGAAAUGGGGCUAAAGCCCACUUUGGGCAACACACUACAAUUUCUGGAGGCCCACAGCUCUGCAGAGUUAAGCUCCAACCAGCUCCAACUCACACCUGCUUGGAAGUUUCUAGUAAUCCUGAAGAGCUUGAUUAGCUGGAUAAAGUGUGUUUGAUUAGGGUUGGAGAAGAGCGGUGACCCUCCAGCAAUUGAGACUGAGACCAUUGCUCUAAACACAAAGAUUUAAAAUUUGAGUAAAAUAAAAGUUUUGAGUCAAGAUAUGUGAAGAAUUAUGAAAUACCACGAGUACCAAAAAGUAGUCAACAACAGUUUUAACACCUAAUUCUUGCACUCAUUUAUAAUAAACCAACAAAACACAAAAGUCCCUGUGGACAGCUUGCUUACCUGUCACUGAUUGCAGAGAGUAUGUGAAAAGAAACCGUAAAAGUCUGUUAAAUUAAUUUCUGAUAGCAUAAUCCAGUGCACCUGCUUCAAAUGAACAAUAUAGUAGAAUGAUCAUGAAGCUAAUGAGAUCUAGUGGUGAGAAAGAAAAGCUGGCAUAUUCGAUUAUAGAUCAUUACCGUUUAGAGAUAUUGAUUGGAAAGCUAUUUUAACUCCUAGACAGAGCAGUCGGUCUUGCUUAAUAUAGCGAAAUCAAUAGUCAAAUCAAGUCAAAUCACUUUUAUUGUCACAUUACCACCGAUAUGUACUGCAAGCUGCCUAUAGAGGGUAACCAUGAUUGUAUCCAUUUUUGUUUAACAAUGAAUAAAUCUGAGGGGCGGUUUCCCAGAUAGAGUUUAAAAUAAACCGAGUAGGCUUAAUCUAGAAUAGUUAAUCUUGGUUUAGAAAAUGACAUUGAAACAAAGAUUAAGUACAGAUUACUAACUCAUGGAUUAUGGAGUCAUGAACUAAAAUAAACUAGAUACAUUUAAAACCAACUGUGCUAAUCUGAGUAAGCAUGACGGGUUGCUUGAAAAACAUGGAAUGAACCCAGAAAAGCUAAAAACUGAAUGGAACUGAGAAGCAAAUCCAAGGAAAACAAUAGCAGCAUAAAAAGGGUGAUCAACUACAACAUAAAUAAACAAACAAAACAAAUUUACUAAUUAAGAGAAAACUUUUUUUUUUUAAAGUAAGCAAAGUUAACUGCAAAAUUAGGUGUCAAAUAAUAAAUGCCUAGGAAUCUGUAAAGAAUUCUUGCAUAACUUAUUGCAGCCAGCUUAUUUUAUUAUUAUUGUUUAUUAUAUUAUACAUAAAUCAGCUGUUUAAGAGAGAGAGAGAGCAACAGGAAGAGAGAGAGAGAGAGUCAUGGUCAGAAUUUUUUAGCACGCUACAAAAAUGUGACCAAAGAGGACUAUGAAAAUAAAUCUGUAUUGUUUAAUCUUCUGAUCUUUCAUUAAAAAAGUCAAUAAAUAAAUCACAAAAAUCUUAACAUUUCAACCAUAUCACAUAAUACACAUUGGCCAUAAUUAUUUGUAGUCCUAGAAAUUAUUAUUAAUAAAAUCUCUGAAGAUCUGUAUUUCCAUUCAUAUUAACAUUUUUAAGCAGGAACAUUAAAUUAUUCAUCCAUGAUUUCCUGUUACACAGGAAUAUAAUUAUCAGAAACACAAAGGCCAAAGAAAAGAGCUAAAUCAUUGAAUAUUUUCCUUUACAACAUUAGGACACUAAUUACGGAGUUCCAAUUAACAGGGAAUGUUGCAAAUCUUUGUCAGUGUAUCUAUUGUCUUAAUGCAAUGUGCGGAAGAUAGUUUGAAUGGCCAAAGACUCCCCAAGGAUCACAGCUGGAUAAUUGCAGACAAUAGUUAAGUCUUGGGGUCUGUAAGCCUUAUAAUGGACCAUGGUUGGAUCUCGUACAGAACAAUCCAAAAGGACCAUUUAGUCUUCCUCCAAGAAAUCAGCCUAUUCAAUUCUGGACUAUAGGGUCAUUUUAGUCUAGGACUGGUCUUAAUCUCUCUCUGGGAAACUGGCUCUGAGAGUUUUUUUUUUUUUUUUUGCCUCAUAUUUUAACACAAUAUAUCUUUAUCUGUCUGCUACAAAUUUCAGUCACAAUUAUAAUGAUCAUAAAGGUGAUUUAAAUAACUGGUUUUGAAUACAAAGAGUUAUUGCAAUUCAAAGUAAGCUGUUAAACUAGUUGUAACAGUAAGAAUAACAGCAAAAAAGGACAUCAUUAUACAUAUAAUUUGCAUCGUAACAGUUGAAAUAUUUAACAAGAAAUUACCUUUACUUGCAUGUUACCUAUAUCUACUGUAUUUUAAAAUAAAUCCAUAGUACAGCUCAGCUGCCUGCAUGAAGUAAUCAAGACAUCUCUUACCUCUGAAACAUCUGUCUGUUUUUCAGUCUGUCUAGGCAUGCUGAAAAAUCAAGAAAAUAGAAAAAGUCUUCACUGGAGAUUGGUUUUGUUACAACUCUCCACACCCCUGUCAGGAAUGCUUCAAAAUGGUGCUGGAACACACAAAGGUGGAGAUAAAUGGAGUAGUCGCCAAAAUCAGUACCAAGAGCAAGACCGUUCUACCUUUUCCAGCAUGCAGAUGAAGGCCAGAGGAAGCAGUUCAUCUCUGAUCUCAUGCAAACCCAUGGCUACAAAGGCAUCUGUUGCCUCGGACAGUGAUUUCAGAGGCUCUGGCUCAUCUCACAUUCAAACGUCCACUCUACAACAGCAGACUGUCAGAGAAAUCACAAGCAAACAUCUCAGACAGCACAGACCAUCAGUACUACGCAAAGGCAACCAGCCGUUCCCACAAGCUUGUGGUGUUCAUGACUGGGUUGUGGACACUGUGUGUAAGACAGAACCUGACAGUGACCUGUCAGACCCCGUGCCACUUUACACCAACCAAUCUGAAAGUCCUCCGCCUGACAGCACAGAGCAUACUGGGAAGCAUGCAUACAGUCUUCCAGGUGACUUUCUGUGUGUUAAAGGACAAUGUGGAUGGCCUGGGUGCUCAAAGAGCAGAGAAGUGUUCAAAGAAUAUGGACAUUUCUUAAAACACCUUUCUACUGACCAUGCUCCUGGGGACAGAAGUAUAGCCCAGUUUAGGAUGCAGAAAGACAAAGUACAAUACAUGGAGAAUCAGUUGAUUGCAGAGAGACAGAAACUACAGGCUAUGCAGCUACACCUAUUUGACGUCAAAUCUACCUCUGAGGAUGGUAACAGUGUGGAGAAGUCAGGACAUCUGUCAGAACUCCUGCAACCUGCAGCAUGUCAGAGCGCAAAUGGUGUCUAUGACAGUGACAGAGCGGCAGCUGAAGCACUAACACAAGGAUACUGGCAGAUCUCUACCUCACAAGUUAUACCAGGGAUUAUCCCCAGUUUUGAGUAUUAUAAGUUCACAAACAUGAGGCCACCUUUCACCUACGCCUCCAUGAUACGAUGGGCGAUACUGGAGUCUCCAGAGAAGCAGCUUACUCUGAAUGAAAUCUAUCACUGGUUUACCCGCAUGUUUUUCUACUUUCGUCACAAUACUGCCACAUGGAAGAAUGCUGUUCGGCAUAACCUCAGUCUUCAUAAGUGCUUUGUGCGCGUUGAAGGAAGAAAAGGUUCUGUUUGGACCGUGGAUGAAGAGGAGUUUCUGAGAAGAAAAGGACAAAAGUUUCACAGGGAUCAGGAUAUGGGCUGGAUGGCACCUUUUCACGUGUUUCCUGUGACUCCACAAGGUGAAACUUAUCAGAUGCGAGGCCCAAAUGGACUCUCAUGAAGAGAUACAAUCAAAUUUCAACCAGUAACAAUAUCAACGACUUUAGUAAGAAUGAUAAAUAUUAUAAUAGUUUAAAAUGGUGGUUUUAAACAUAUAGCUGGCAGUCUGUUUCAGACAGUUUUUAUUUUUAUUUUUUGGAAAAAAUAAUUUUGUAAGGAAUUAUGAAGUUUGCAUAAUCCAAAGAUAAAGUUAAGUAGUGGGUGUUCAGCAAACUUUUCACUAUCCUUCUUGCUUUUAAAUGUACUGAUUAAAAAGUACAAGACGCGUUUUUUAUAAAGAUUAAAAUUGUACAACAAUAAUGAUACUAAGGGCAUCUGUAUGUAAAUACAUUUAGUAUGGUACUUAAUUUAAUAUUGCUAAUUGUUCUUAAACAAUAACUGUACAUUUUCUCUCCUUGAAUUAAUGUCUUAAAAUAUGUUAUUCAAAUAAAGGUCCAAACUGAAACGGAA
This is a messenger RNA of Carassius gibelio (silver crucian carp), 4741 nucleotides long. RefSeq names its product forkhead box P3a (gene foxp3a). Gene Ontology annotation, cellular component: nucleus. Gene Ontology annotation, biological process: regulation of transcription by RNA polymerase II. NCBI's taxonomy places the organism in Eukaryota, Metazoa, Chordata, Actinopteri, Cypriniformes, Cyprinidae. Gene Ontology annotation, molecular function: RNA polymerase II cis-regulatory region sequence-specific DNA binding; DNA-binding transcription repressor activity, RNA polymerase II-specific. The transcript is spliced from 13 exons. The coding region runs from base 2949 to 4292 and encodes 447 amino acids. The record is from RefSeq and is a predicted model, not a curated record.